Phlebotomus argentipes is the source of this 1657-nucleotide messenger RNA. RefSeq names its product serine/threonine-protein phosphatase 2A regulatory subunit B'' subunit gamma-like. Gene Ontology annotation, molecular function: calcium ion binding. Lineage: Eukaryota; Metazoa; Arthropoda; Insecta; Diptera; Psychodidae. Bases 65 to 1399 code for a protein of 444 amino acids. Gene Ontology annotation, biological process: positive regulation of B cell differentiation; T cell homeostasis; cortical cytoskeleton organization. The record is from RefSeq and is a predicted model, not a curated record. The transcript has 3 exons. Gene Ontology annotation, cellular component: centrosome; spindle.
CCGCGGCUUGUUUUUCGACUAACUUCAGUUUAGUGUUUAGUGUUUACAUUUCACUCUGGACAGGAUGAAAUUCCGGGAUUUUAUCCUGGAAAGAGCCAGGAAAUUGGAUGAAACACAAAACAUAACCUUAAAUGGUGACAAAAAGUCCCCGGAAAAUACUUCCUGCCAUGAGAAUGUGGAAAAAUCUACGAGGAAUUAUCGGGUGAUUCCUAAAUUUUAUCACUCAACCCCACGUCCAGUGGAGAGUUUAAUGUACAAACUGAGGGAACACGUGAGAACGGUGUUUCUGAAGAAGAGAAGCGAGGAAUUGCUCAAUAACAAUGAUCUCAAGACAUUCUGGAUGAUUCUGGAGAAUCAAUUCUCCCGGAGGAGUCACAGUGGAGAGUUGUACAUCACAUUCAAUGACUACAUCAAUCUCAGUCGCACACUGAAGCCAAUCUACAGGCGAAUGUUGACUGUUCUGGCCUUUGCCCGGCUGCAAUCCAUCUCGAGUCUGCCGGGAAAGAUCAGCGUGAUCUCCCUGUUCAAUUACGUGAUGCGGAAAGUGUGGAUUCAGCAGACGCGAAUCUCUCUGUCACUGUACGAUCAGAAUGGGUUGGGAUAUUUGAGAGAAUCCGACCUGGAGAGCUACAUUCUCGAGCUCAUCCCAACAUUGCUGCAGCUGAAGGGACUAGAGAAGACAUUCUACAGCUUCUACGUGUGCACGGCGGUGAGGAAGUUUUUCUUCUUCCUCGAUCCAGCGCGAACGGGGAAGAUUCGGGUGCGUGACAUACUUUCGCACACAUUCCUGGACGAACUGAUGGAGUUGCGCGAUGACGAGAGUCCCAAGGAUUCGCAAGAGCUCAACUGGUUCUCGGCGCCGUCGGCAUUGAGUGUUUAUGGACACUACUUGAAUCUCGACAAGGAUCACAAUGGCAUGUUGAGCAAGUCAGAGCUGAUGGGCUACGGCUCGGGCACGCUGACGUCUGUGUUCCUGGACAGACUGUUCAGCGAGUGUCUGACGUACGAGGGUGAGAUGGAUUACAAGACUUACCUGGACUUUGUCCUCGCCAUGGAGAAUCGCACGGAGAUUCAGAGUCAGCAGUACAUUUUCCGCCUCCUGGAUCUCCAUCAGCGCGGCUAUCUCACGCCGGCGGAUCUCAAGUACUUCUUCAAGGGCAUUGAGGAGCAGAUGGCGGCGCAUUGCGUGCAGACAGUUCACUUUGAUGACCUCAAGGAUGAGAUCUUCGACAUGGUGAAGCCCGAAGAUCCUUGCAAGAUCACCUUUGCAGACAUUGCAAGAUGCGGUCAAGGACCCACAAUGAUGUCCAUCUUGAUAGAAUUCCACAAGUUCUGGAACUACGAGAAUCGCGAAGGCGUUGGAAUUGAGAUUGCCGGCGAUGAUAAGUAUUUGCAGUGAUGCCGAGAGGUGCAAAAAAAGAGAUUGUCAGAAGUGGGAUUCGAACCCACGCCCACAGAAGUGGACUGCGACCUGAACGCAGCGCCUUAGACCACUCGGCCAUCCUGACUUGAAGCCCGGCUGCGCAUAUGCCGUCCUGGCAAUUGAUGCAUUUGCGAGUUGGGAGAAAACAUACGCGCGGUUUCAGGGUUGUGCGUGAUUGUGAGCCUAUUUGUGCCUAUAAUUUUAACAAUAAAAACAGCGUCCAAUUCAUGACGU